Plasmopara halstedii is the source of this 372-nucleotide messenger RNA. RefSeq lists its product as uncharacterized. Lineage: Eukaryota; Oomycota; Peronosporomycetes; Peronosporales; Peronosporaceae. The record is from RefSeq and is a predicted model, not a curated record. The transcript is spliced from 2 exons. Bases 1 to 372 code for a protein of 123 amino acids.
AUGUUAGAUGCACAACGAGACGCUUGGACAGACGCGUCGUGCCGCCACACUUCAGAGAGCACACGUGCCCAAGCAAUUCAGCUGGCGCCGCUAUAUGAGCUAGAGGCGGGCUGGAGCCAAUAUUUGGCGAGUGAAAGCGUCACCCUCAGUCCGAAAAUUGAGAUUUCAGGCUUUCAAGAUUGCACUGUUGCCAGAGUGACUGACUUCGCGGUGGAAAGUCUCUUGGUAGAUAGCUCGUUUAGAGAUCUAAAGCAGACUAGUAGGAACGUCAAGGCUGGGAACUGGGGUGACGAGUUGUCUCCUCGACUUCCUGUCUUGCCUCCAACUUUGUUAAAUCAGCGUAAAAUGUCGUUCAAGGGGGAUGUCCAAUGA